AUGAAUGCCUGGGAGGUGGAAUCUGACCCAUCUGGGUCUCAGCCUCACUGGUUCCACACCUUACAGGCCCGACGGCUUAAGGUCCCAAGAGGACGGAGCAACAGUGACCCGCUAAGAGCAGGAACGGUGCAGGAACUCUUCACCAGGAAAGCAGGCCUAGAGUUCGGAGCGGCGCACUCAUACCUGAGUCUGGAGAAGCUGGGAGAAGGAGCUUUUGCCUCCGUCUACAAAGGCAUCAGCAGGAUAAACGGGCAGCUGGUUGCUCUGAAGGUGAUUCGCAUGAAGACUGAGGAGGGCAUCCCGUUCACCGCCAUCAGAGAAGCAUCUCUCCUGAAGCAUCUAAAACAUGCAAACAUUGUCCUCCUGCAUGACAUCAUCCACACCAGUGAGACGCUCACAUUUGUCUUUGAAUAUGUGCAGACGGAUCUGGCCCAGUACAUGACGCAGCACCCUGGGGGACUUCACUCCCAUAACGUGAGGAUCUUCAUGUUCCAACUGCUCCGGGCUCUCAGUUACAUCCACAGUCGUAGGAUCCUGCACCGAGACCUGAAGCCUCACAACCUGCUCAUCAGCUACCUGGGAGAACUCAAACUGGCUGACUUUGGCCUGGCCCGGUCCAAGUCCGUUCCUACUCAGAACUUCUCCUCAGAAGUAGUGACACUGUGGUAUCGGCCACCCGAUGUUUUGUUGGGAUCCAUAGACUAUUCUACAGCUCUGGACAUGUGGGGGGCGGGCUGUAUCUUCAUAGAGAUGCUGCAGGGGUCCCCGGCAUUCCCAGGAGGUUCUGAUGAGCUGGAGCAGCUGCAGAACAUCUGGACGGUUUUUGGUGUCCCUUCAGAGUCCAGCUGGCCUGGAAUAAGUCUGCUGCCUAAUUACAGACCAGAGUGGUUCGUUCACUGCAAGCCGAAACAAUUUAGAAACAUUUGGAAGAGGUUGGACCAACUCUCCAAUAAGACGGAAGAUCUGGUCCAGAAGAUACUGAGACUGGUUCCCACCGAACGGAUUUCUGCUCAGGAGGCUUUGCUGCAUCCGUAUUUUAGCAUUCUACCUGCUCCCAUCAUGCAUCUCAGAGACACUGUGUCCAUCUUCAAAGUUCCUGGAGUUUCUCUAGAGACAGAGUUUAGAGACAUCUUCAACCCUGGACGAAAACAGAAAUCUUCACUGCUUCCUGCUGCAAGUUGUUGGUGACCAAGUUGUCAAAUCAAUUUAACCGGACCUGACAACAACAG
This is a messenger RNA of Cyprinodon variegatus (sheepshead minnow), 1229 nucleotides long. It is a transcript of the gene cdk15, whose product is annotated as cyclin-dependent kinase 15-like. Bases 1 to 1188 code for a protein of 395 amino acids. Gene Ontology annotation, molecular function: ATP binding; cyclin binding; cyclin-dependent protein serine/threonine kinase activity. The record is from RefSeq and is a predicted model, not a curated record. The transcript has 13 exons. Gene Ontology annotation, biological process: protein phosphorylation. Lineage: Eukaryota; Metazoa; Chordata; Actinopteri; Cyprinodontiformes; Cyprinodontidae. Gene Ontology annotation, cellular component: nucleus; cytoplasm; cytosol.